AAGCAACGUUGGAGCAGCUCGGCGCCCCAAACGAGCAGGUCGAUGCCUGAGGAUUUAAUGGAGAAAUCCCAAAGUGAGCCGGGGCGCACGGUGGAGGAGGGGCGCGCCGCAGCCGGGGCUGCCGGGCCCUGAUGGGCGGGAGCGGGGUGGAGCGGCCUCGCCUGACAGGCAGCCCUGGGCGCUGGGCUCCGCGGCCACACUCUGGAGACAGCCACGGUCCAGGCAGGUGGGGGAGGGCGCUGCUCCCGUCCUGAUGUACCAGGAGCCGCCAGCAGCCAUCCAGGUGACUAAGCCUGCCCACUAGCACUGAGUCACCGCCCGCCUGGAGCUGUUCUUGCUUCUCCUUUGCAUCUGAUUAUUUUGGGAGCUGGAAACUUGGAGCUGCACCUGAGUCCCGCCCCUUCUAGCUCUCCCCUCCCUACCUUGGGCUCCAGGAAGAUGGGACUUGCUGUGAGUCUGCUGCCACCCGUUAAAGAUAUGGAAGACACUGUGGGGGCCAGAGGUGCCCGGGGGGCUGUGGCAGCAGGCAGAGUGCAAUAGCAGAUAUGGUGGUCAGGCUGCCCGUGUGUGUCCUCUGGAGGUGUAAGGACAGAAGGGCAGUCUUGUCCGAGCUGACUGGAGUCCUCCCGGGCUGGCUGUGAACUCAUCUCCCAGGGGGAUGUUUCUGUAAAGGAGUGGCUUCUGGGGUCAGAGUGGCAUUUGGAGAGCGAGGCUGGAUUGGCUUAGGCCGGCCUGGGCAGGGAGUGCCGCUUCCUGGGCUAGAAACAAGCACCAGCCUGCAGUGGAGAACGCGGGGCCCCGCUGCCCAGAAGGAGCGGCCACGGCCUGCGGAGGACUGGCCCAGGAAGGUCCCAGGUCUUCCCUCUCCUCGGCACCUAAGAGAGCGGUCCAGAGCGGGUGAGGAGUCUCGAGGAACAGGCGGAAGGCGCCGGAAGGCACCAUGUUCCGCAAGAAAAAGAAGAAACGCCCUGAGAUCUCAGCCCCACAGAACUUCCAGCACCGUGUCCACACCUCCUUCGACCCCAAAGAAGGCAAGUUUGUGGGCCUUCCCCCACAAUGGCAGAACAUCCUGGACACACUGCGGCGCCCCAAGCCCGUGGUGGACCCUUCGCGAAUCACACGGGUGCAGCUGCAGCCCAUGAAGACAGUGGUGCGGGGCAGCGCGGUGCCUGUGGACGGCUACAUCUCGGGGCUGCUCAACGACAUCCAGAAGUUGUCGGUCAUCAGCUCCAACACCCUGCGCGGCCGCAGCCCCACCAGCCGGCGGCGGGCACAGUCCCUGGGGCUGCUGGGGGAUGAGCACUGGGCCACCGACCCAGACAUGUACCUCCAGAGUCCCCAGUCUGAGCGCACCGACCCCCACGGCCUCUACCUCAGCUGCAACGGGGGCACACCAGCAGGCCACAAGCAGAUGCCGUGGCCCGAGCCACAGAGCCCACGGGUCCUGCCCAAUGGGCUGGCUGCAAAGGCACAGUCCCUGGGCCCCGCCGAAUUUCAGGGUGCCUCACAGCGCUGUCUGCAGCUGGGUGCUUGCCUGCAGAGCUCCCCACCAGGAGCCUCACCCCCCACAGCCACUGGUAGGCGUGGAAUGAAGGCUGCCAAGCAUGGCUCUGAGGAGGCCCGGCCACAGUCCUGCCUGGUGGGCUCAGCCACGGGCAGGCCAGGUGGGGAAGGCAGCCCUAGCCCUAAGACCCAGGAGAGCAGCCUGAAGCGGAGGCUAUUCCGAAGCAUGUUCCUGUCCACUGCUGCCACGGCCCCUCCAAGCAGCAGCAAGCCAGGCCCUCCACCACAGAGCAAGCCCAACUCCUCUUUUCGACCGCCACAGAAAGACAACCCUCCAAGCCUGGUGGCCAAGGCCCAGUCCUUGCCCUCAGACCAGCCGGUGGGGACCUUCAGCCCUCUGACCACUUCGGAUACCAGCAGCCCCCAGAAGUCCCUCCGCACAGCCCCGGCCGCAGGCCCGCUUCCAGGCCGGUCUUCCCCAGCAGGUUCCCCCCGCACCUGGCACGCCCAGAUCAGCACCAGCAACCUGUACCUGCCCCAGGACCCCACGGUUGCCAAGGGCGCUCUGGCUGGUGAGGACACAGGUGUUGUGACACAUGAGCAGUUCAAGGCUGCACUCAGGAUGGUGGUGGACCAGGGUGACCCCCGGCUGUUGCUGGACAGCUACGUGAAGAUUGGCGAGGGCUCCACCGGCAUCGUCUGUUUGGCCCGGGAGAAGCACUCGGGCCGCCAGGUGGCCGUCAAGAUGAUGGACCUCAGGAAGCAGCAGCGCAGGGAGCUGCUCUUCAACGAGGUGGUGAUCAUGCGGGACUACCAGCACUUCAACGUGGUGGAGAUGUACAAGAGCUACCUAGUGGGCGAGGAGCUGUGGGUGCUCAUGGAGUUUCUGCAGGGAGGAGCCCUCACAGACAUCGUCUCCCAAGUCAGGCUGAAUGAAGAGCAGAUAGCCACUGUGUGUGAGGCUGUGCUGCAGGCCCUGGCUUACCUGCAUGCCCAGGGUGUCAUCCACCGGGACAUCAAGAGUGACUCCAUCCUGCUGACCCUGGAUGGCAGGGUGAAGCUCUCGGACUUCGGAUUCUGUGCUCAGAUCAGCAAAGACGUCCCUAAGAGGAAGUCCCUGGUGGGAACCCCUUACUGGAUGGCUCCUGAAGUGAUCUCCAGGUCUUUGUAUGCCACUGAGGUCUCCCCAGUGCUGCGAGACUUCCUGGAGCGGAUGCUGGUGCGGGACCCCCAAGAGAGAGCCACAGCCCAGGAGCUCCUAGACCACCCCUUCCUGCUGCAGACAGGGCUACCCGAGUGCCUGGUGCCCCUGAUCCAGCUCUACCGCAAGCAGACCUCCACCUGCUGAGCCCACCCUGAGUACAACCUGCCACCUGUGCCCACAGGCAGGGCACACGGGGCAGCCAGCCUGCCGGCAGGGCUUGCCUGCCUCCUCCUCUCAGUAUUCUCUCCAAAGAUUGAAAUGUGAAGCCCCAGCCCCACCCUCUGCCCCUCAGCCCACUGGGCCAGGCCGGACCUGCCCCCUCAGUGUCUCUCCCUCCUGAGUCCCCAGAUGGAGACCCCUUCUACAGGAUGACCCCUUGAUAUUUGCACAGGGAUAUUUCUAAGAAACACAGAGACCAGCGUCCCUGGCCUCUGCAGCCAACACAGUAGAAAAGGCUACUGUGGUUUUUUAAAGGUAGUUGUCCACUAGCGUCCUAGGCCACUGCAGAGGGCAGACUGCUGGUCUCCACAGAUACUUGCUGUUCUCAGCUCCAGCUUCAAACCUCGGGUCUCGAGAGGGCCACGGGCCACGGGGUGGUUUUUAUGACCUGAAUCCCGCUUCCUCCCUCACGUCUGAUGUCCUGAAGGUGCAGUCCCAGCUGUACGGCUCCUCCCCGCCCAGAACUGUGAAUGGCCUGCUCCAGGCCAUGGCUGUGGGCAGGGAGUGAGGGGGCAAUUUCUGAGUGAAAAAGAAUGGGGUCGGUGGUGAAGGUGCUCUCACUUUACAGAAUGGAGAGAACAUCGUGUGUGUGUGUGUGUGUGUGUGUAAGGGGGGAGGAAAGCCACCUUGACAGCCCAGGUCCCUUCAGGUCACCCCCAGCCAGCUUCAGGAAGGCUGCCCAUCCUCUCUCCCACUAAGUUCUGGCCUAAAGGGACCUGCUUUCUUGGCCUGGCUUCCACCUCUCCAGUCCUGUGUCUGCCUGGCCAGUGGAGCGGUCCGUGCUAAGUCUAACACAGCCUGGGGGCUCGGGAGGCUUCUGAGCUUCUCUGUACUGUGCAGUGUGAGGGCCAGGGACAGGAAUGUAAGGAAUGGUAACUGUGUUACCUUUCAAGUUUAUCCCAAUAACCAGGCCAUCAGACCCAUUGUUCUCUUCAGAACCCUAUCUGGAGAGACGGCGAACCACCUCCGGGUUUCCAUCACGCCAAGGUCACGGGCACCCAUUUGUGCAGACCCUCUGCCCCGGCUGCCUCCACAGACAGCUGUCUCCUUGUCCUCCUCGGCCCCGCCCCACUUCACGGCUGCUGUGAGAUGGAAUUCCAGGAAAGAACUUCAGGCGUCUGCACCCUUUCUAUCUAGAUAAUAUUUUUAGAUUCCUCUGCUCCCUAGUGACCUACCUGGGGGCAAAGAAAUUGCAAGGACUUUUUUUUAAGGGUCAGAGUUUUCAAAACAAAAACAUCUUCCCUAGAAAUUUUUGUGAAUUGUUUGCACUUGUGCCUGUUUUAAAUUAAAUUGAGUGUUCAAAGCCA
Piliocolobus tephrosceles (Ugandan red Colobus) is the source of this 4233-nucleotide messenger RNA. RefSeq names its product p21 (RAC1) activated kinase 6 (gene PAK6). Gene Ontology annotation, molecular function: ATP binding; protein serine/threonine kinase activity. The record is from RefSeq and is a predicted model, not a curated record. NCBI's taxonomy places the organism in Eukaryota, Metazoa, Chordata, Mammalia, Primates, Cercopithecidae. Bases 941 to 2851 code for a protein of 636 amino acids. The transcript is spliced from 10 exons. Gene Ontology annotation, biological process: protein phosphorylation.